Molecule: messenger RNA, 1464 nt
Organism: Nicrophorus vespilloides
Lineage: Eukaryota; Metazoa; Arthropoda; Insecta; Coleoptera; Silphidae
Product: protein ZBED8-like
Exons: 1
Source: RefSeq, a predicted model, not a curated record
AUGACUGAUGUCAUGUCCGAACCUAAAAAGAAAUGUAGACAGUACAGUGUUGAUUAUUUAAAGCUUGGCUUCAUUCCAUCAUUUUCGGACAAACAAUUGCCUAUGUGCCUUUUAUGCAACAAAGUUUUGUCCAAUGACUCUAUGAAACCAACUAAGCUGCAGGAUCAUCUGAAACGAUAUCACCCUGAUAAAACAGAUAUAGAUUUGAAAUACUUUCAAACACUCAAAGAUAAACUUCAGAAGAGACCCACACUGGACAGAAUGUUCGCUUCCACGUCACAAAGAAACGAUGAUGGUUUGCGGGCGUCUUACAAUAUGUCGCUACUUAUAACAAAAUCCGGAAAAUCGCAUACUAUCGGAGAGAAGUUAAUUUUGCCAGCCGUUGAAGAGGUUUUAAAAAUUGUUUUACACAAACCUGCAUCUUAUAUUAUUAAAAGAAUUCCCUUAAGCAACAAUACUGUUGAAAGACAUAUUGAUGAAAUGAGUUCUGAUAUUGAAAGCUUUUUGUGUAAUUAUUUGCAAACGACCCAUUUCUCUAUACAACUGGAAGAGUCAACUUUACCUGGUAAUGCAGCAUUAUUAUUGGCAUAUGUUCAUUUUAUUAUGAAUCAAGAAAUCCACGAAGAACUGCUCUUCGCAAGAACUUUAACAAUCGACACUAUAGGUGAAUCAAUAUUUCAUGUUUUGAAGGAUUACUUCAUUGAAAUAGCAAUCCUUUUAUCAAAUAUAAUAUCAGUAGCUACAGAUGGAGCACCUGCCAUGGUUGGACGUUAUCGUGGAUUUAUAAGCUAUUUAAAACAAAAUGUGUCAGGGGUGUUAGUAAUACAUUGCGUCAUCCAUCGACAACAUUUAGUUGCUAAAAAUUUGAAUGUUAGAUUGUAUUAAUCUCUUAAAUUAGUCAUUGAUGCAGUAAACCAAAUCCGAAGCAACGCGUUGAAUACGCGGUUAUUUGCGCAGUUGUGUGAAGAAAAUGACGAACACUUUCAUCAAUUACUCUUUCACACUGAAGUACGCUGGCUGUCGAAAGGAUUAUGUUUGACAAGAUUUUUUGCACUUUUUGAGACUAUUUUAGAAUUUCUGGAUACUAAAGAUAAAAUUUUAAAAGACUUGUUUACAAAAUUUAAUAUGGUUAAUUUGCAGUUACAAGGCGACAGCCUAAAUUUGAUUAAAACAAAUUCCAUCUUAUCAGCGUUUCUUGCCAAAGUUAAACUAAUGAAGCAAAAUAUAGGACGGGGCGAAUUUUCCCAGUUCCUCAAUUUGUCACAGACAAACUGCCAGGAAGACAACGUUUCAACCUACGUUCAACACUUAAAUGCCCUCUAUUCAGAUUUUGAAACUAGAUUUGAGGACGUUUUGACUAUGGUAAUACCACCGUGGAUAAUUAACCGAUAUGGUGACAUAGAAGAAACGAAUGUCAUAAUACAAGAGGAACUGAUUGAACUAAGCACAAACGAUUAUUAUUAA